This is a messenger RNA of Camelina sativa (false flax), 1418 nucleotides long. RefSeq lists its product as uncharacterized. NCBI's taxonomy places the organism in Eukaryota, Viridiplantae, Streptophyta, Magnoliopsida, Brassicales, Brassicaceae. The record is from RefSeq and is a predicted model, not a curated record. Gene Ontology annotation, cellular component: endoplasmic reticulum.
UCGAAAAUUUGAAAUCUUAAAAAGCCAAUCCAACGAGAAUCUCAGACCUCAGUUUCACCAUCAAUGGCAUCAACAACAACAACGACGAUGACUGCUACUACUACGAGUACUGUGUCUUGUGAUGAUUCGGAGAGAAGAGACAGUAACUGUUACUUCCCAGAUUGUCGUAAAGACGCGAAUUGCAGCUGCGAGAUUUGUCUCGAUAGUCUCAACGCUACCCUCGAUCUCAUGCCUCUCAGUGUUCAGAAAAGCUCCCUCACUAAGCUUUCUUUUGCCUCCACUUUCAAACCACCCACCGUUGAAUCUACUCCCACCUCGUUUGAUCCUAGUGUUGUUGUCUCCACACCCGCUUCCGUUUCUCGCCCAAUCUUAAAGGUGAUGAUGAUCUCUUCCCCAAAGAAGAAGAAGAAGAAGCAGAUCAAGAAUUCGAUUGUUUACGAGGAUAAAGAAGAACAGAUGAAGAAAUCUAUAGUUUCCGAGAAUAAAGAAGAACCGAGGAAGAAGGAGAGAAAAAGUCUACUGCUUUGUGUUGUUCUUCUGAAAGUGGUCUUCUUGAUUGGGUUGGCUCUGUUUUUGGAAUUAGGGUUUCGUUGGGUGCGUGAAGAAGGGUUUUUGAAACCCAAAUUCACAGAGGAGAUUGUGAGGAACGCUGGUGAGAGAUCUCAGGGUGUGAAGCUGAGACUCUUGGAAGACGAAUUAGUAAUAAUGGGCAAGAUUUCGAGUUGCAGAGGUUCUGAUUCUAAGUGGCAGAUCAAUCAGAAUGGUCCAAUGUUGAUUUCAAAGUGUGUUCUGUACAAAUCCGCCAUUGAAGAGGUUAGUAUUUGGGGAUGGCCUUUGCAGACAGCUGGAUUGUUUCAUACUGGCUUCUUUUCAAGUUCCAUCACUGUAUUAUCAGGCCGAGUAACUGAGUGGACAGAUGGGCAAUUCAGUUACACGACACACGAGACCAAUGCUUCGUGGGGGAAAGACAAAUGGAGCACAUCGGUUCUGCAACUAGAUCCAAACACAUGGGUUCUUGAGUACAGCCUAAGCUCGGUGAUGGAUGGUUCGAGUUUGCUGUCACUAACAAUGGAUGUCCUUAAACACAUGAUGUUCCAAGCAGCAAAGAAUGUAAAUCGGGAGGUUUUCUGGAUGUUUUCAGCCUCAGGGAGGAGUUUGUAUAGGGAAGCGGAAACAAAGGCUAGCACAAUGACACCAACCUAAAAUGAGGAAAUAAAAAGUUUUCCCUUUUUUUUUUGGUUGCUUUUUUCAGUUCAAGCAUUGCUUUUAGGUAUAGUAGUUAUGAUGAUGUAUGAACACAAAGUAUCUUGAUACUGUUACUGUGUAGUUUUUUGUAGAAUGGUAGGUAAUCGAAUGUUACUAGUUGUUUCAUCAUGUCAUUUUGUAUUGAGAAAUCAAUCUCAUCACUUGAUUCGGAA